AUGUCCAGCAGGCAGAAGAAAGUUAUUUUUGGAGUGGCUGGCUUGUUCAGCUUCGCUUGUGCCCUGGGCGUUCUAGCAGCCACAGGCACGCAGUCGUGGAUUAAAGGAACAAUAUUCUGCCAAACCGGAGCCCUGCUCGUCAAUGCUUCGGGACAAGAACUGGAGAAGUUUAUUGGCGAAAUUCAGUAUGGGCUCUUCUCGGGCGAGCGAGUCCGACAGUGCGGGUUAGGAGGGAGACCUUUUCAGUUUUCAUUCUUCCCCGAUUUGCUCAAAGUUAUCCCUUUAAGUAUCCACGUCAGCGUCAUUCUCUUUUCUAUAAUCCUCAUUGUAUUUACCCUGGUGGCCACAGCUUUUUUCUUGUUCAACGCAUUCGGCAAGCCCUAUGAAACGCUACAUGGCCCUACAGGACUGUAUUUUUGGAGCUUCAUUUCCUGUACCUGCGGUUGCCUUGUCAUGGUCCUCUUUGCCUCUGAAGUGAAAAUCCACCGUCUCUCAGAGAAGAUUGCCAAUUAUAAAGAAGGAACUUAUAUCUACCUGACUCACAGUGAAAACUACGCCAGCUCAUUCUGGGUCAUCUUCGUUUGCUCUUUCGUACACUUUCUGAACGGGUUUUUAAUCCGGCUUGCUGGAUUCCAGUUCCCUUUUGCUAAAUCUAAAGAUUCAGAGACGACUAAUGGAGCAGUGGAUCUAAUGUACUAGAAGAUGUCUUUUUAAUAAUCUUGAGGUCAAGGAAGUCGGUUGAUACCCUGGUCACUUUCAGGCCCCAGUGAGUUUGCCUAAUGGUGAAUUCUGAAUGGAUGAAUCCCCCGCAAAAAAUAGAAGUUGUAUUUCCUCAUGGCGUAAGGCACAAGGCAUCCCUUUUUCCCACCUGGAGAUGAAGAUAAAAUGAGACAGAAACAAAAAUAGGUGAGAAUGCAUUUAUUUUUCCAACUAUUCAAAGGAACUGGCAGGGAUGAGCUGAUACCAUAGACAGAAACUCCAGUAUAAAUCCACCCUGGCAUCGAUCUGGAUACACAAAACCUGAAACAAUGCAGCAGCCUCCUUGUGUUCUGAUCAAUCAAUCGUAUUUA
Ornithorhynchus anatinus (platypus) is the source of this 1070-nucleotide messenger RNA. RefSeq names its product clarin 1 (gene CLRN1). NCBI's taxonomy places the organism in Eukaryota, Metazoa, Chordata, Mammalia, Monotremata, Ornithorhynchidae. The record is from RefSeq and is a predicted model, not a curated record. The transcript has 3 exons. Bases 1 to 699 code for a protein of 232 amino acids. Gene Ontology annotation, biological process: sensory perception of sound; equilibrioception.